AUGAAGGAGCUAGAAGAAAUCCACAAGUGUGGGAUGAAAAACUUCUGUAACAUCCAGGUUGAUGAAGCUAGUUUAUUGACUUGGCAAGGGUUUAUUGUCUAUGAAAACCCAUCAUGCGAUAAGGGAGCCUUCAGAAUUGAAAUCAACUUCCCAGCAGAUUAUCCAUUGAAAUCAACUAAGAUCUCCUUUAAAACAAAGAUUUACUACCCUAACAUGGAUGAAAAAGGGCAGGUCUGUCUGUCAGUAAUUAGUGCCGAAAACUGGAAGGCAGCAACCAAAACUGAGAGAGUCAUCCAGUCCCUCCUAGCACUAAUGAGCAACCCCCAGCCUGAGCACCCACUUCAGGCUGACCUAGCUGAAGAAUCGUGA
Messenger RNA from Vombatus ursinus (common wombat), 369 nucleotides. RefSeq names its product ubiquitin-conjugating enzyme E2 L3-like. Gene Ontology annotation, cellular component: nucleus. Gene Ontology annotation, biological process: ubiquitin-dependent protein catabolic process; protein K11-linked ubiquitination. The transcript has 2 exons. Lineage: Eukaryota; Metazoa; Chordata; Mammalia; Diprotodontia; Vombatidae. Gene Ontology annotation, molecular function: ubiquitin conjugating enzyme activity. The record is from RefSeq and is a predicted model, not a curated record. Bases 1 to 369 code for a protein of 122 amino acids.